Molecule: messenger RNA, 2009 nt
Organism: Corylus avellana
Lineage: Eukaryota; Viridiplantae; Streptophyta; Magnoliopsida; Fagales; Betulaceae
Source: RefSeq, a predicted model, not a curated record
CGAUUUUUUUAUUAUUUUCUUUUUUCGUUCGUUAUUUGGUUUUAUCGUUCUCUUGCAUCUAUAGUCCUCUCAUUCUCCUAGAAAGAAGGAUCGAUGCCGAGGAUUUCCAUGCCAUUUGUGGGACUGUUGUUCCUGUGCAUCAGCUGGGCGGCCAUUGCAGUAGCAGAAGAAGCAGAAUACAUGAAAUACAAGGACCCAAAACGCUCCAUAAAUAGUAGAAUAAAAGAUUUACUGCAGCGGAUGACGUUGGCAGAGAAGAUUGGUCAGAUGGUGCAGGUGGAUCGUACGGUAGCCACGGCUGAGAUAAUGAAGGAAUACUCAAUAGGAAGUAUAUUGAGCGGUGGAGGAAGCGUGCCACGCCCGGAGGCUUCGCCGGAGGAUUGGUUGAAGAUGGUGAAUGAUUUCCAAAAAGGUUCACUCUCUACCCGUCUCGGCAUUCCUAUGAUUUAUGGCAUUGAUGCUCUUCAUGGAAACAAUAAUGUCUACAAGGCCACUAUUUUCCCCCACAACGUUGGUCUUGGAGCUACAAGGGAUGCUGAGCUUGUGAAGAGGAUUGGUGCAGCAACUGCUCUUGAGGUUAAGGCUACUGGGAUCAACUAUGCUUUUGCUCCAUGCAUUGCGGUUUGUAGAGAUCCCAGAUGGGGUAGGUGCUACGAGAGCUACAGUGAGGAUCCCGAAAUUGUCAAAGAAAUGACGGAUAUCAUACUUGGGUUGCAAGGCGAGAUUCCAGCUGGUUCGCGAAAGGGUGUACCGUAUGUUGGUGGAAAGGAUAAGAUUCUGGCUUGUGCAAAACACUUUGUGGGUGAUGGUGGCACCAUCAGGGGCAUCAAUGCAAAUAACACUGAAAUUGAUUGGCAUGGAUUGUUGAGUAUUCACAUGCCUGGCUACUACCAGGCUAUUACCAAGGGUGUUGGCACAAUUAUGGUUUCCUACUCCAGCUGGAAUGGGAACAAGAUGCAUGCCAACCGCAAUCUUGUCACCAAUUUUCUCAAGAAAACCCUUAGGUUUAGGGGUUUUGUUAUCUCUGAUUCAGGGGGGAUUGAUUGGAUUACCUACCCACCCCAUGCAAACUACUCAUACUCAGUUUUGGCAGGGGUUCAGGCUGGUAUUGACAUGAUAAUGGUUCCCUACAACUACACCGAGUUCAUUGAUACUUUGACAAACCAUGUGAAUAACAAGGCUAUUCCCAUGAGUCGGAUCGAUGAUGCUGUCAGGAGGAUACUAAGAGUUAAGUUCACCAUGGGUCUCUUUGAGAACCCCUUAGCUGAUCACGCCUUCGUCGGUCAGCUUGGGAGCCAGGCUCAUAGAGAUUUAGCUCGGGAAGCUGUGAGAAAGUCACUUGUUCUCCUAAAGAAUGGAGAAAAUGCAGACGAUCCUCUGCUACCUCUGCCCAAAAAGGCAACAAAGAUCCUAGUUGCUGGAAGCCACGCCGACAAUUUGGGCUAUCAAUGUGGCGGUUGGACUAUCACUUGGCAGGGACUCGGUGGAAACAACAACACUGCCGGAACUACCAUCCUGGGUGCCAUUAAAGCAGCUGUUGAUCCGAGCACAGAAAUUAUCUUCAGCGAGAACCCGAACGUUAGUUUUGUGAAAGCUAACAACUUCUCUUACGCCAUAGUCGUCGUUGGAGAGCCUCCUUACGCCGAGACGCAAGGCGACAGCUUGAACUUGACAAUGAGCGAACCGGGUCUGGACACAAUCACCAACGUGUGUGGAGGAGUGAAGUGUGUUGUUGUUGUGGUCUCUGGUCGGCCAAUCAUGAUUCAACCAUAUGUGACACUGAUGGAUGCGCUUGUGGCGGCAUGGCUUCCCGGCUCCGAAGGCCAUGGAGUUGCCGAUGUGCUUUUUGGAGAUUAUGGAUUCAGCGGGAAGCUUUCUCGUACUUGGUUUAGGACCGUUGAUCAGCUCCCAAUGAAUGUUGGUGAUCCUCACUAUGAUCCACUAUUUCCGUUUGGUUUUGGGCUUACAACUAAGCCAGUAUAGAUGUAGAUUUGUCUCUUGUGCUUUUU